Messenger RNA from Microtus oregoni (creeping vole), 6074 nucleotides. RefSeq names its product CHM like Rab escort protein (gene Chml). Bases 7 to 1869 code for a protein of 620 amino acids. Gene Ontology annotation, molecular function: GDP-dissociation inhibitor activity. Gene Ontology annotation, cellular component: cytosol; nucleus; Rab-protein geranylgeranyltransferase complex. The record is from RefSeq and is a predicted model, not a curated record. Gene Ontology annotation, biological process: vesicle-mediated transport; intracellular protein transport; small GTPase-mediated signal transduction. The transcript has a single exon. Lineage: Eukaryota; Metazoa; Chordata; Mammalia; Rodentia; Cricetidae.
CCUAAGAUGGCAGACAAGCUUCCCACAGAGUUUGAUGUGAUUAUAGUAGGGACAGGUUUGCCCGAGUCCAUCCUGGCAGCUGCAUGUUCGAGAAGCGGACAGAGAGUUCUGCAUGUUGACUCAAGAAGUUACUACGGAGGGAACUGGGCGAGUUUCAGCUUUACAGGUUUGCUGUCCUGGCUGGAGGACUGUCAACAGAGCCAUGACAGCGAGGAAGACACCACCGCCUCGUGGCGAGACCUGAUCCAUGACACCGAAGAAGCCGUCGCCCUUUGCAGGAAGGAUGGAACCAUUCAGCACACAGAAGUCUUCUGUUAUGUCAGCCAGGAUGUUGGGGACAGCACUCAAAAGACAGAUGCUCUGCAGAGAAGUCCUUUUUCAGAGGCAUCUGCUACCCUGGCUGAUUCUCUGGAUUCUGCAGGCUUGUCCAAAGAAAGGCACUCUGCGUACUUUUCAAGCCACGAAGCGCCUUCUGAACAUCCAGAGAGAAGUGAUAGAGAGCCUUCAUCAUUUCCAGUUGCUGCAGAGAACUCACUGGAGAAAGAAAAGGACCGUGAAGACGAAAGUGGUACCCAGACAGUUUCAGAUGGAGAUAAAGAUGAAGACAUACUUCAUGUAGAAGACAACACUGAACAACCAAAGAGAAGCAGGAUUACAUACCCUCAAAUGAUUAAGGAGAGCCGGAGAUUUAAUAUUGACUUGGUAUCAAAGCUGCUGUAUUCUCAAGGAUCAUUGAUUGAUCUUCUAAUCAAAUCAAAUGUUAGUCGUUAUGCAGAAUUUAAGAACGUCACUAGAAUCCUUGCAUUUCGGGAAGGGAAAGUGGAACAGGUGCCUUGCUCCAGAGCAGAUGUCUUCAAUAGUAAAGGGCUCACUAUGGUUGAAAAGAGGAUGCUAAUGAAAUUCCUCACAUUCUGUCUAGACUAUGAACAACAUUCUGACGAAUACCAAGAUUUCAAAGAAUGUUCAUUUUCUGAGUACCUAAAAACUAAACAGUUAACGCCCAGCCUCCAGCAUUUCAUACUGCACUCAAUUGCGAUGACAUCAGAGUCUUCCUGCACUACAUUAGAUGGCCUUAAAGCAACCAAAACCUUCCUUCAGUGUCUUGGACGGUUUGGCAACACUCCCUUUAUAUUCCCUUUAUAUGGCCAAGGAGAAAUUCCCCAGUGUUUCUGCAGGAUGUGUGCCGUGUUUGGUGGAAUCUAUUGUCUUCGCCAUAAAGUCCAAUGCCUUGUAGUUGAUAAAGACUCCGGAAGAUGUAACGGAAUCAUAGACCACUUUGGUCAGAGAAUAAGUGCCAGCUAUUUCAUUGUGGAAGACAGUUACCUUUCUAAGGAAGCGUGUUCAAAUGUGCAGUAUCAGCAGAUCUCGAGGGCCGUGCUCAUCACAGACCGGUCCAUCCUGGAGACAGAUUCAGACCAGCAGGUUUCCAUUCUGACAGUGCCUCCGCUGGAGCCAGGAACCAGUUCCGUUAGGGUCAUGGAGUUAUGCCCGUCAACCAUGACGUGCAUGAAGGACAGCUAUCUGGUCCACCUGACUUGUGUCUCUUCAAAAACAGCCAGGGAAGACUUGGAACCCGUGGUGAAGCAGUUAUUCAUCCCUUUUACAGAAGCAGAAGACCAGGAAGAACUCAGAAAACCGAGACUCUUGUGGGCUCUUUAUUUUAACAUGAGAGAUUCCUCAGGGGUGAGCCGAAGCUCGUACCGUGGCUUGCCUCCCAAUGUGUACAUCUGCUCUGGGCCUGACUGUGGACUGGGGAAUGAGCAUGCCGUCAAGCAGGCGGAAGCACUGUUCCAGGAGAUCUUUCCCAGUGAAGAGUUCUGCCCCCCUCCACCAAAUCCAGAAGACAUUAUCUUUGAGGGUGAGAGUUAGCAACCAGACAAUCCUGGAGUCAGUAUUUCGCUUACUGCCAAGCUCGAUACCCCAGAGACAACAAGAACUUGCAAAGCCCAUGCCACCUUCGAAAUUAAAGCAGACUGGAAGUAUUUUCAUCCUGACCUCAAAAUAGCGUCAUUUGAAAGACAGCUGCCAUUUGUGAUAAGUGCUGUUGACAUGUCUUCAAUACUAAGACACCGGGUACCUAAUAGCUCUGCUAAUCUGUCAGUAACUAACUGAUUUGUGGUGACUCAGCCUUUUUGGUUCUGAACUGGCUCCAGGAAUCCAGAAUCUUCGAGUGUAGUUAGCUUUCUUUUAUUUUUGGGUUCCGCAGUGGCAACUUUGUUUAUCUUACUAGGUAAUAUCGCGCUUGCUACUGUGUUCAGGUUUUAUCAUUGUCUACACAAAACUAAUGUCCAAGGACUAUUGUAGUUACUGCUGCAACUACUAGUGUUGCUACCACCUCAGAUGCGUAGAGGAGCAUGUAAGUCCUAACCAUGUGAGCUCUUUGUGUAUCGUGUAAACACAUGGAGCUGGUAGUAGGAGUAGCAGCUGGUACAAGUGCUCAUUUGAUAAAACACAACUGUCUGUUAGAAGCGUGGCCAUGGUCCUGUGUCUUGGGAUUGAUAUUUACAUGUGAUUUUACCUUCUUGACCUUUGUGACUAAGGAGGCAGUGAGCCUGCCGUGCCCUGCUACUUUGCAGAAAGAGUGCCUCUUAGGAGUCAAAGAAGCUCAUAUAUAAGAGCAAUCAGGGCUUGGUGGCUUAUUCAUGCAAUGCUGUCAUGUAGGAAGUUGAGGCAAGAGGACUCCUGUAAAGUCCAGUCCAGUCUGGGCUAUGGUGUUGAGUCUCAUUUCAAAACAAAACCAAACCCCCUACCUAUCCCAAAAAAGAAGUAUAUUACAGAAAAAUUAAAGGGACCGGAUUUAUUCAGAAAAUUUCUAUAGCGCUGACACUAACACUUAAGAGAACGUCUUAACAGUUAACUGAGGCUAGCAUCAAUUAAUAAGUUACGCUAGGAAAAGGUUCUUCAGGAUAGGUGUUGAGAAUAUUCCAGAAAGGAUUUCCCAAGAAGGAAUAGUGGCGCAUCUUAACGUGGGUUUAUAGAUGCCUAUAAAGUUAGAGGUUUCCCCAUCCAGGUUUCUCGGGGUGAAGCAUGACUCCUGGUUGGCUGUACUGCUUUAUAAACUUGGUAACUGACACAACGUCUCUUUUACUACAGUCUGUUACCCUGAGAACAGGAGGGAUGCUUUCCCUCCAGAACCAGCUGCUGCACCCCAGCAGGGAAAGCCCUCUGCUGUGAGAAGAGGCAGUACUAGUGAGUAGACUAGUGUGGUCUGGUAUACUCUUGCUGCCCGUUAGUGAGGAAAGCGAGCCAAGACGUUUAAGUGAAUGACAGGGCACUGAGAGGAGGAAGCCAUCCGUUGGUCUUGGUGUUGGUUUUUUAAUAUAAUAAAUCCAUAAUAUUGUGUAGAUCUUAAGGAUUAAAUCCAGCAGAACAAAUGAAAUAACCUGAGCUAUCCUAAAAGUAGCAAUUAAGAGAAAAACAAGUCUAAGAUAGAUAAAAUGGAGGUGAGAGUAAUUCAAACCCACUUCAUAAGGUUUGUCAGCACCACAGUCUGUUCAGAAGACAUUAAAAGAAGGGGGCAGAGUUGUAAAAGAUAAACAGACACUAGAAAAGACAGAGCUGAAUGUAAUAGAAGUUAGGAUUAGAAUAGGCCAAAGCGGGGGGUGGGGGGAAGGGGGGACACAAGGUUGUUUUUGUUUUUUGUUUCCUAAACUAAAAAAGUGAAUGUAUUACUUUAAAUGAGCACAGAGCAAUAAGUGGAAGUGAGGCAAAUGAGCAAAAGGUAUUUAAGAAAUAUAAGGGAUAUUACUUAACUUUCUAACAAGUUAGAAUGGGCUUAUUGGAAGUUCUCAGGUGUUUAGGAAUCAUAAAUGCUGCCUUUCAUCAAUUACAUUUUGACUCAAUUAGGGCUCCACACUAAAAGUCAGACAAAAUCUCCCAUUCUAGCUAGGGAAAAGCUGUAGAGUAAAAUGUUGCCCGAAGAGGUAACAACCGACAGAAACAAUUACUUGCAGUGACUGAGAAUGAGCCAGCUGUGUCCAGUAUAGUAGCUGUGCAUCAGCAUGCACAGAGCCCAUGAUGCUACCUGCACUAACUAGACAAUUUCAUUUGCUUUAACUAUGUUUACUAAUGAUUUUGUGGGCAUUUCAUAGCAUGAUAAGCAACUACUUAAAACUUAACUUGAAUUUCUAUUGGGAAAACAUGUGUGAACCAUUUCUUAAGUAGAAAUGGACAGCCUUGGUAUUACUUUUUAUCUGUAUGUGGCUGAAAAAAAAUGUCAGUGGGAUAAAAAUACAAAGUAAAGUUAUAGAAAGAAACCAGAGCAAACAUACUCUUUUUCCAUGGCUUUAUAAUUCUCUAAACCUGUGUGACCAUAUAAAUAUCUAUGACCAGAAGAGAAGUUCACAAGUUGCAGGGUACAUAGUUUUUUGAAAUCUCAUAUCUAGAUUCCAACAGUGAUGGGAUUUUAAAACGUAUUGAUACUGGUAUAUACGAGUGUCUUUAAAAAGUUUGUAGCUAUAUUAGAGUAAUUUAAGAAAGAUAAAAGCUUUAAUGAAGGAGCUAAAUUUAAUAUAUGAGUGUGCUUCUAUGAGAGAUGUCUUGGCUUGAAGGAAAUGCUAUAAACACAGGGAGACCACAGGUCAUUUAUUACUCAUUUGAUCUCAAAACAAUUACUUUUGGCUUUCAUUUACCAUCUAUGGAAUAGAAAUAAUAUUUAACAAAAUUACUGUGAAUAUUAAGUUGGAUAAUGCAUAAGAACCCUUAUCCAAAAUAAUUCCAGCAUGUGGCAUUUGUAUGUAACUGAUAGUUAUUACAGUAUCAUUGGUGAUGUCAACCUUAUGCUUCAUGUAAUUUGAGAGAACUGUGAUAAAUUAUGCAAGAAAGUAAGCGAGGAAACACAUCUUCAAUUUUAGAGGGAAAAAAUACAGGGCUUUGCCCUCUAAGUCCUUAAGGCAUGAUAUACCUACCACCCAUCUAAAUGUUCUGUGGUGCUGAGUUCAAGGAAGUUAAGACUGAUCAGCUACCAGGAAAGAAGUAUUUACAAGCUGCUCACAGGAAGACUGGGUCAGUAUGGAGAUAGGUUUCAGGGCCUCUUUUCAUCCCACGCUGCCAUUUAUUUGUUAAUCAUAUAUUGACCAUAAAAGUAAUAAGAAUACAAUUUUUACCCCAGUAAUAAUGCCAAGGAAUGUUCUGGCAAGUGAACAUUGACAAAGUAGAUCAACUAAAAUUAAAAGGAAAAGCUAGAUACAAAAUAAGGAGAGAAGGUGGACUUAAAAAGCUGUUUCUAUUGCAUGGGUGUUUUAUUUAUUUGUUAUUUACCUUAUUUUUUGAGACAUGGUUCUUUAUGUAGCCCUGGCUGUCCUGGAACUUGCCCUGUAGACCAGUCUAGCCUCGAAUUCCCAAGUGCUGGGAUUAAAGGCAUGUACCACCACUGUCCAACUUGUUUUUUAUUUUAUUUUAUUUUUUUUUUAAGUGGGUGCAAAUUCUUUAGGCUUUCUGCUCUUCUUGUGUACUCACUUUAUACUCUAAAGUGAUAGGUUGCAAAGAGUAAUAAGAAAGUAAAAAUAAAUUCUUUGAUCCUCAAAUUAAUGUGCAUUAAAAUAGAUAUGAAAGAAACUUUGCCUGCGUCCCUACUAGUAAGUGGAUUUUUCAUUCUGCAUGAGUCUUCAUGCAGUAGCACCAAGUAUUUGUGGUCAUUUGGAAGAACUAUUUAAGAGAUUAACCAGUCUUCCAUAACUGAUUUUUGACAUAACUUUGAGUAGCACAUUCCCAGGAAAAUACUCUCAGAAUGAACAAAUAAAUAAAUAAAGCUACUUCUAAAAAUAUGUUUUAGAAAUUUCAUUUAUACUUUUUAAAAAACUUCUAAGAAAUGGAUAAAUUUUGGUGUGUUGUUGAUGCCAUAGUGACCUUACAGAAAGUUAAAUGGUACAUGUAAGACUGUAUGGAAAGAGUUUGAGACUCAAAAAGAUGUUAGUUUGCAACAGAAAUUAUUGCGUGCUGAUUGCAUUUGUAUAAAAAUUUGGAUCUCUAUACUGGAAGAAAUCAGAAGGCAUGUAAUUGCAGGUUAAUACUUAAUCUCCUUACAAUAUUUCUGUAAAAUAUUGAUGUGUACAAUAACAAUAAAAGAUUAAUUG